AUGCCCUCCCCGAGCCGAUCUCCAACACCCUCCGUCUCCCGUUCCGUGUCCGAGGGUCCACUUCGGCGCUCAGCAUCGGAACCUUGCAUCGGACUAAUCACUCCUGCGACAAGCCAACAAUCCUUCGAACUCAUGGAAACAAAAGCUAGCGACAGCAGGGAAGGCUCAAUUGACUACGCGAUUGAUCAAGUCCCUUUCAGCCUCGCUCGAAUGGUAGUCAACAUGCAAGAAUACUACAUGUCAGAACUUCAAGCCGAAAGACAAAAAACCGACCGCCUCACCCUUCAAAACGAAGAAAUGAUGCAAAAAAUGAGCGAGAUGGACAAGCGACUCCAAAUGCACGUCGUUCUCAUGGAUGGGUUUGUCGGUUUCAUGAGAGAAGUCAAACAAGGACAUUUUGCUUCUGCUGAGAUUGAGAUUGCGAAUCAGUUUGGGGGUGUUCAUUUGAAUGAAGUCAAAGGACUUUGCGCACCUGUACAACAGAGUGUUGAGCCGCCAACGCUAUCUGGGCCGAGUGAUGAACAAAGAAUAGGGGAACCAGCACCUUUUGAUAGCAACAUCUUUGAUCAAUUGCCGCCUACGCCGGAUAUGGAGACUGCUCCUGUGAGGAGUACUGGGAGAAGAGCGCCUAAGAGAAGGAAUCCUCCUAUGAGGCCGCAUCGGGAAUUGAAGAGACGGACGAGGGCGGAUGCGAGGAGUGUUCGGUUGAGGCAUUCGACGUGGAGGGUUAUCAAUACUGUGCAGGAUACAGGUCGUGAUGAAGAGUCGGGUGAUGGGUUUCAGGGAGAUACCAACGAUCAAGACUAUGCCCCGGAACCCGAGGUUCAAGAUGAAGAUGAGAGCGAAGAAGAACACCAAGAGCCAGAGCCAACAAACCGUGCAUCACCCUCCCCAGAACCCUCAGAAGAUGGCGAUCCCGACGUCGAAAAGCCUCGAUACACCCUCUCUCGCUCCAUAGCACCUCGCUUCGCAGCUGGUCCUUCAGGCGGCCGCUUCAAAUACUUUCGCAUGCCCAAGACUGUCGCACUAGUAUGGCAAGAAUGGAAACACGGUAGUCACGGCAAUCUAGCGAUUGAAGAACUCGAGAACAAGUACAAUACAUCAUGGCGCAUGGGAAUGUUGCAGGAGCGAAAGUAUGCAAGCAAUUAUAUCGGUGUUAGACAGAAAAUUGCCAGGCAGGUAGAGGAGAUGUGUGAGGAGGGAAUUACUGCCAAGGAGGCUUGA
This is a messenger RNA of Fusarium venenatum, 1224 nucleotides long. RefSeq lists its product as uncharacterized. NCBI's taxonomy places the organism in Eukaryota, Fungi, Ascomycota, Sordariomycetes, Hypocreales, Nectriaceae. The record is from RefSeq and is a predicted model, not a curated record.